Bursaphelenchus okinawaensis is the source of this 1480-nucleotide messenger RNA. The record is from the annotation of a GenBank genome assembly. NCBI's taxonomy places the organism in Eukaryota, Metazoa, Nematoda, Chromadorea, Rhabditida, Aphelenchoididae.
AUGUACGCGGACGUUUACUGUGCAUCAAAUGCAACCUUAGACCAAACGCUAUGUGUACUACAUCGUUCUGAACCUAUCGGCUUCAUUCUUUCUACGAUAUACGGAGUUUACUUUGUCAGACAGAUGAGUCGUAUCUCGGUGAUCCACAUAAACCUUCGUAUCAUACUGGUAUGUUAUCCAAACGAGUGAUUAUACACAUGUUUAGUGUACGAUACCCUUCCAAUACAGUACGUUGUGUGGCACCAGAGUCUUGUAUCGGUUCUGUGUUGAGAAUGAGCUGUUUUCUGCGAGGUAUAUGCUAGUGGUAAGAGCAGUAAUAGACUUUUUUCAUCGUAUCGCUUUGAAUACUUGCUGCUUGUGUAUCUUCACGAUAGGAAUCGAACGGACAUUUGCCGUAGUAUUUAGGUCAAAUUAUGAAAAAAGAAACUCAAAGAUUGGGCUUCGUAUGCUUAUCAUCGUGGUAUGUUAUUAACUUUGUCAUAAGGUGAACCAAAAUGUAAUAACCAAACAUUUUUUAUUAUUUAUAAUACCAGCCUUGAGACUAUACUUAUUAAGUUUUUAUAUGAUAGUCAAGGUAUAUGUUAGUGUUUAUGACUACUGUAGUUUUUAGAUGAUAAUUGGGACGCUAAAUAGUAUAGUGAAUGGUCUGAAAGAUACGUUAGACUUAUUUGUUACUGGCGACGACUACGAUUUACCGUACUUUGAUAGACAUCCAUUUAUAUACUUUCUCUUUAUCAGCUCAGCAACAUGUUUUUGUAUUAUUGGAAGCUCGGUAAGUCUUAUAUACGGCUGAAAAUAAAAAGUUGCAAAGUUUGUAUACAAAAUGCUAUUUCAUAUAACAUAUUUGUUACUUGUUUUUUAACUUUUAAGAUUGGACAAUUAAUAUAUACAGUUGGUAAUUAACAAGAAUAAAACCAAUAUUUUAGCUGACAUACCUCUUAUGGAAGGUUGUCAGAGCCAUAUCAAAGAAGGAAGACAAGGUAGACUUAUCUACACGCUUCCAAAGUAUGGAGAACACAGAUACCGUCCAGACACUAUUCCCUACCAUCUGUGGUUACUCUUUCUUCGUUACCUUAUGCGAAAUCUUUUCAUCGUAUGUUAUGUAUGAAAAAGAAGAAACCUGCCAGGUUGGAAGUUCAUGUUCACAGUUUUAUGUGCAGGUAAUGGUUAUACAUAGUCAUUAACAGCAUAUGUUAAACCUCCUCCUCCAAUAGAUACUCAUUACGUAAUAUGGUAAUUUCAGAUGGUGUACAUUUCAAUCAACUUGUACCACUACUUCUUCUUAUUAUACCUGUCGAUUAAAUUCAAAAAACUGAACAAACUUAUUGUACAUGACAUCAAGAAGCUACUAGGUAUCAAAGAAAACAACCUCGACCACUACAGACGAACAUUGGACCGUCAUUCUCCUGUAGAUGAAGGUCUGACAUACUUCCAACAACUAAAAGACGAGUGGGAAUUGGCGGAAAAACGACAGAAAUAG